AUGGAACCCUCGACGCCCCUGAACCCCUCUGUCCCCAUGGCCAACUCUGCUCCCGCUCCCACCCCGGCUCCCAUGGCCUCCUCAACCCCCGUGCCUCCCGUAACCUCUGCUGCUCCGCCCCCAUCAUUUGCUCCCAUGUCCCCCUUCUCCCCCAUGGAGGUUUCCAACUCAAUGGGGGCACCUUUCAACUUCCACAUGAUGAGGAUCGAGAAGCCACCGUUGUACAACGGAGAGGCGGACGUCUCGACGUUCGAGAACUGGUGUUAUCUGAUGUCAGAAUACCUGUUCUUCUACAACGUUCCGCCAUCCUACCACCAUCGCGUGAUGGGUCAAUUUCUCCGCGGUAGAGCCAUCGAGUGGUACCGCAAUUGCAUCGCCGAGGCUCCGACUCCGCCAACCGAUAAGGAUAUGCUGAUUGCGGAUAUGAAACGGUACUUCCUGCCGGCCAAUGCGUACGACACAUUGUACGAGCAGUUCUACCAGUUACGCCUGGUGGAAGUAGCAAAUAUUCAAAUGAGAACUUUGAAGACUGAAGUGGGGAAAGGUUCCAUGUGA
Molecule: messenger RNA, 555 nt
Organism: Schizosaccharomyces japonicus yFS275
Lineage: Eukaryota; Fungi; Ascomycota; Schizosaccharomycetes; Schizosaccharomycetales; Schizosaccharomycetaceae
Exons: 1
Coding region: 1-555 (184 amino acids)
Source: RefSeq, a predicted model, not a curated record